Phaedon cochleariae (mustard beetle) is the source of this 464-nucleotide messenger RNA. Lineage: Eukaryota; Metazoa; Arthropoda; Insecta; Coleoptera; Chrysomelidae. The record is from the annotation of a GenBank genome assembly.
AUGACAGGUAGAAUCCUAGUGACAUUUCAUCAGUGUUUGUCGAGUGAUUAUUUCUUUUAGUAGUAUUUCUCAAAAUGAUCCACAAUUCUUUGCUAAAGAGGCUCAACAUAAAUUAUAUUUUCUAUUCCCACAUAGCAGCCAGGACAGUUAGAAAAUCUUUGAAGCCUGAAUUUUUGAAAAGUGCCAUGCUGAGAGAACAGAGUGUUAUAAAAAUUUACAGUUACAAAAAUGGCAAGAAAUCUCAUGAAGUACACCCGUUAACAGUAAAAGAAUCUGAAGAUAACAUCAUCAUAGAAGAAAAACAAAAAAUUCGAAGAGCAAACUAGGUACUACGAAACGAAUUACGAAGCAAAAUUAUCGGGACAGUAGAAAGCAAUAUUAUUUAUUAACUUCAACAAAAUUUGUGACACUCUGUCAUUUUGUGUAGGUAGUCAAUUACUAUAUUAAAAAAAGAACAGUUGGAG